CCCGCGAAAAUCAUCCCCAAAAUUCAACCUUUUAUCCCCAAAAGUCCACCCCAUAAACCCUAACCAUUUCACUCCCCAAUUCAAUCAUUCCCCACUUCAGAAAACCAGAUUCAGAGAGAGAAAAUCCAAGAUGAAGGUGAAAUCAGUUAAGCUCAGAGAAUCCCACAAAAAUACCAACAACAAUGGCAAACCUUCAUUUUGCUCAGUUUUGUGGGACAUGUAUUCUACCCACAUUGUUACUUCUUCCUCUUCAGAUUCAUCCAUUUCUAUCUAUGAAUCUCUCCUCCUUUCGAAUCCGAUGAAGAAUCUCCGCCACCAUCGAGACGGCGUCACCGCUUUAGCUCUUAGCCCUAAUUCCACCUGCCUUGCUUCUGGAUCUAUCGAUCGCACCGUCAAAUUAUACAAAUUCCCAAGUGGGGAGUUUCAGAACAAUAUUACUAGAUUCACGUUGCCUAUUCGGACACUUGCUUUUAACAAAUCAGGAAGCUUGCUGGCAGCUGCUGGUGAUGAUGAGGGAAUCAAACUCAUCAACACAGUUGAUGCUACAAUUGCGAGAGUUCUUAAAGGGCAUAAAGGACCUGUCAUUAGCUUGGCUUUUGAUCCUAAUAAUGAAUACCUUGCUUCUCUUGAUACAAAGGGGACGGUAAUAUUUUGGGAACUUCUUUCAGGAAAUAUGCUACAUACUCUGAAAGGAGUAGCUCCUGAUACAGGUUCAGAUAUGUCCAUUACGAAUGGUCUUAGCUGGAGUCCUGAUGGUGAAUUGCUAGCUGUUCCAGGGCUCAAAAAUGAUGUGGUAAUGUUUGAUAGAGAUACAGCUGAAAAGGUAUCUUCGUUGAGAGGUGAUCAUGUGAAACCUAUUUGUUUCUUGUCUUGGUCACCUAAUGGAAAAUAUCUGGCUACAUCUGGUUUAGAUAACCAAGUGCUGAUAUGGGAUUUUGCAAAGAAACAAGACAUUGACCGACAGAAGUUUGAUGAGAGGAUUUGCCAUAUGGCAUGGAAACCAACUGGCAAUUCAUUAGCCGUUAUUGAUGUCAUGGGAAAAUAUGGUGUUUGGGAGUCGGUAAUUCCUUCAUCAAUGAAAUCUCCAACAGAAGAUGUUCCCAACUUACAGUCGAAGAACAACAAUGGAAUCCUCUUUUUUGAUGAGGAGGAGCAAGAGCCAAGUACAUCUGCCAGUCUAAGUGAUUUGGGUGAAGAUGAUUUUGGGGAAUCAGUGCCUCAGACCAGGAAAAGAUUGCGAAAAUCUUCUAUGUUGGAAGAAAAUUUGGAAGAAGAGAUUGAUGAAGAAUUAAAUACAUCUUCAAAAUUUGAAUCAAAUAAAAGGCCUGCUAAGGCUCGCGAGGAACGCUUGGAUGGUGGUGAUAGGAGGCCAAAAUCCAUGAUUGCUCAAAAUGGUUCAAAAAUACAAGAGCCAUUUCAGCCCGGUGCAACUCCUGUGCAGCCAGGAACCAAAAGCUUUCUCUGUUACAAUAUGCUUGGAAGCAUAACUACUAUGCAGCAUGAUGGAUACUCACAUAUAGAGAUCGAUUUUCAUGACACAAGUCAAGGUCCAAGAGUUCCAGCUAUGACUGAUCAUUUUGGAUUUACCAUGGCUUCUCUAAAUGAGAAUGGAAGUGUUCUUGCAAAUCCAAGGAAGGGCGACAAGAAUAUGAGUACUCUCAUGUAUCGUCCUUUUAGCAGCUGGGCAAAUAAUAGUGAGUGGUCUAUGCGGUUUGAAGAUGAAGAAGUGAAAGCUGUAGCACUUGGUACUGGGUGGGUGGCUGCUGCAACAAGUGCUAAUUUUCUCCGCAUCUUCACUGAGGGUGGCUUGCAGAGACACAUUCUCUCCCUUGAUGGUCCAGUUGUGACAGCAUCUGGCUUUAAGGACAAACUUGCUGUUGUCACUCAUUCCUCUCAACCUCUUCCUUCGAAUCAUCAGAUGUUAGAGUUCAGAGUAUUUAACAUUAGCAAUGGAACCCAACCUCUUAAAGGAUGCCUGCCCUUGUCACCUGGUUCAAACUUAACAUGGAUUGGAUUUAGUGAGGAAGGCCACCUAGCUUCUUAUGAUUCUAAGGGCAUGCUGAGAGUGUACUCUGAUCAAUUUGGUGGGAAUUGGCUUCCUCUAUUCAGUGCCAGCAAAGUUAGGAAGCCAGAUGAAAAUCACUGGGUGGUUGGUUUGAGUGCUGAGAAGUUGUUUUGCAUUAUAUGCAAGUCUCCUGAUUUAUAUCCCAAGGUAUCAUCCAAACCAGUUCUCUCGCUUCUUGAUCUUUCAUAUCCUCUUGCAUCUUCUGAUCUCGGAGCAGAGGCUCUUGAAAAAGAAUUCAUCUUCAGGAACACACGAUUAUUACAGAUUCAAAAAUCAAUUGAAGAAACAGAAGCUGCUGGUAUGGAUUGCUCACUUCUUGAUGAUGAAGCUUUUGAUAUGGAAGCAGCACUUGAUAGGUGCAUUUUGAGGCUUAUUGCAUCUUGCUGCAACGGUGAUAAGCUAGUACGUGCUACUGAACUUGUGAAGCUCCUGUCAAUGGAAAAAUCAGUUAGGGGAGCCAUAAAGCUGGUUACAACUUUAAAGCUUCCGAGCUUAGCAGAAAGGUUCAAUGGCAUCUUGGAGGAGCGAUUGCUGAAUGAUACAACCAAAAAUGUGGUGCUAUCUCAUACUGAUUCCCAUGCUGAUGCCUCUACUAGAACAGACACCAUUGAUAAGACAAACAUUACUCCAAAAAAUUUAACUGAAAAGUUCAUAAGCAGAAAUAACACCUUGAGUAGUAGCUUGCAUUCAAACUCAAUAAACGAGCCAUCAGAGCCCAUCACUCCCUCACCCACACCUAAAUUUACAGCUCCUUUAUUCCCUAAGAAAGCAAAGAUCCAGGAAGGAAGCAGUUUCAUGAUGGAACAGAAGAAAACAGAUGGUCUAACUACUGUACAGAAAGCUACAAACAUUACCAAGGAUGUUGAUAGUUUAAAAAAGCAAGAAAAUGCUGAAGAGGCAACAAAGAAAGUAAGAUUGUCUGGUGCCUCUAAUCCAUUUGCCAAAUCAGGAAAUGACUCUGAUGUACGACCGAAAAACCCAUUUGCAAAGUCAUCAAGCAUUCAAGAGAAAUCCUCACUGUUUGAUUCGAUCAAGAAGAUGAAGACAGUCAGCUAGGAAAUAGCUGCUCUGAACUUUUGUUUAGGGAUAUUGUAUAAUGUACAUAAAUUCAACUCUUAUUGCUUGAUUUGUGAUCCUUUUUCAAGUUUGAUAGAAUAUGAUAAUGCAAUUUUCACAUUGAUCUCAGUAA
Messenger RNA from Chenopodium quinoa (quinoa), 3254 nucleotides. Its product is annotated as WD repeat and HMG-box DNA-binding protein 1-like. Gene Ontology annotation, molecular function: protein binding; chromatin binding. The coding region runs from base 131 to 3121 and encodes 996 amino acids. NCBI's taxonomy places the organism in Eukaryota, Viridiplantae, Streptophyta, Magnoliopsida, Caryophyllales, Amaranthaceae. The transcript has 12 exons. Gene Ontology annotation, biological process: DNA-templated DNA replication; mitotic cell cycle; DNA repair. The record is from RefSeq and is a predicted model, not a curated record. Gene Ontology annotation, cellular component: nuclear replication fork.